CAAAAAAUGGCCAAUCGACACAAGUAGUCUAGAAUCUAAUCAAAUGGAGUAAAAAAUAUUAAAGGCCACCGUAACUAACGCUUGCCGGUUGCCACCCUCACCUCAGCCGUGUCGUGACGGCGGCGACUUUUCAUCUUAGCAAUAAUCGGAGAGUCACAUACUUCUUAUCUUCUUCAACUCCUGAGCUAGGCUCUCAUCUUAUAAUAAGAUAGUUAUAGUACAAAAAUGCAGGGGAGUAUUUGUUCGAGGUGUUUUAGUAGGGCAGGGGAAUUCUUGCUCCAAAAAGCAGAAACCAUGAUUUUGAAUUACAUCCCUUCUCGCCCUUCUUUACAUUCACAAGCACUAAAACCCAGAAAUUAUCUCCAUCAUCAAUAUCGCAUCAGUACAAGAUAUCUUUCAACUAAUAGAAACCUGUGGGAUUCUUCUAGAACAUCUUCUACUGGCUUCAGACAAAUCAAGGCUUUCGUUUCUGAUUUCCCUGCCAAAAACCCUAAUGACCCUGAUGGGAUGCCAAAUGGACAUGCUAUGUUUUCAACAUCUUCAAGUGAUGGCAAAAAGCCUGUAGUGAAGAAAGAUGAAACUGGGAUUGCGGCAAAAAGUGAUCAAAUAUCUGAUGCGAAAAUUAUUAGCACUCUGGCGAAAUACUUGUGGAUGAAGGAUAAUUAUGAGUUCCGCUUCCGGGUCAUUGCUGCCUUGACUUUACUUGUUGGUGCAAAGGUUGUGAAUGUUCAAGUGCCAUUCUUGUUUAAGCUUGCUGUUGAUUGGUUGACAACAGCAACUGGCAAUGCUAAUGCUCUUGCUGAGUUUACUACUGCCAACUCUACUGCUUUAGCUCUUUUUGUUAGUCCUGCCGCGGUUUUGAUUGGAUAUGGUAUUGCACGAUCAGGGGCAUCUGCUUUCAACGAAUUGCGAACUGCAAUUUUCUCAAAGGUGGCGCUCCGCACUAUCCGGUCUGUUUCACGGAAGGUCUUUUCGCAUUUGCAUGAACUUGACCUGCAAUAUCACCUUAGUCGAGAAACGGGUGGUCUUAAUCGGAUUAUUGACCGUGGUAGCCGAGCUAUCAAUUUUAUUCUUUCAUCCAUGGUAUUCAAUGUUUUCCCAACAAUAUUAGAGAUAUCAAUGGUAUCAGGUAUACUUGCAUACAAGUUUGGAGCACCCUUUGCAUGGAUCACUUCACUGUCAGUGGCUGCAUAUAUUGCCUUCACCUUGAGUAUUACCCAGUGGCGAACUAAGUUUAGGAAGGAGAUGAAUAAAGCUGAUAAUGAUGCAAGCACAAGAGCAAUAGAUUCUCUUAUCAAUUAUGAGACUGUUAAGUACUUCAACAAUGAGGUCUAUGAAGCUGAGAAGUAUGAUCACUUUUUAAAGAGAUAUGAAGAUGCUGCCUUAAAGACACAACGCAGUCUGGCAAUGUUAAACUUUGGGCAAAAUGCAAUAUUCAGCAUAGCUCUCUCAGCUGCUAUGGUUUUAUGUUCUAAUGGGAUUAUGAAUGGCGUCAUGACUGUUGGUGACUUGGUCAUGGUAAAUGGGCUGCUGUUCCAGCUAUCUCUUCCACUGAAUUUCCUUGGUAGCGUAUAUCGUGAAACUGUCCAAAGUCUAGUGGACAUGAAAUCAAUGUUUCAGUUGCUAGAGGAAAGAGCUCAAAUCAGAGAUGCAAACGAUGCGAAACCUCUUAAGUUAAGUGGGGGUAGCAUUCAAUUUGAGAAUGUUCACUUCAGAGCCAUUUCGGUUAGACAAGAGUAGAUGCCAAGGGAUUUCUUGUAGGAAGAAAUGAGGGGGAAUAGAAAUUCUAUUUGGUAGAUUGGAAGAGAAUUGCAUUUCUGUUGACAGAAGGGAGCUUACGGAUACGGUGUAUUUCUCUUUUUUACAAGGUAAUAAUCUU
Molecule: messenger RNA, 1879 nt
Organism: Nicotiana tabacum (common tobacco)
Lineage: Eukaryota; Viridiplantae; Streptophyta; Magnoliopsida; Solanales; Solanaceae
Source: RefSeq, a predicted model, not a curated record